GCACAUUCUGCACCACUCGAAGCUGGACCCAAUAUCUCUUCCACCCAAUAGCAUCUCUCCCUUCCAUAUCUCUAAACUGCCUUCUACAACCCCUCCCUUUUUUUUCUUCCCAUUAACCGACUUAUCCAUAAUUGUUUCUCCACCCAAUAUACUCUCAUCAACGUUUGAACGCAAAAGGGAGGGGAAUGGCAGCUGCAGCCUGUUUGAAUUAUGGAGCACCAGGCUCGCUCAAUCUCCGGCAGAAGCAGCAAAAGCUAAUAAGAAAUAAGUGUUUUAUAGAUAUAACGACGAUGGGAAAGCGAAACAUAAUGGUGAUUGGAGUGAAAGGAGGAUUGGGAUAUGGUAAGGCAAAGAAAAGGAUUGGGAUGGUGAGAUGUAGUGGGAUAGGCAUAGGGGACUUCAUAGGAGGGGAUUUGUUGAAAUUUGAUCUGGGCCGUUGGCUGUCAGACGUGGAAGAGCACAAAGCCAUUGCCAUAUACACCCCACACGAGGGAGGCUACGAGGGUCGCUACCUUAACCGACUCAAAUACCAGGGCUACUAUUUUCUUGACCUCAGUGCCCGAGGCCUUGGAGAUCCUGAGACCACCCUCACCAAGAUUCACCCCGUUUGUCCUGCCCAUUUAGGGAAACAACCCAUUGUAAGGUGGUAUUUCCCACCAGAGGUUGAUUACAGGCUCGCUGCACUGCCUCCUGAUGCCAAAGGACUUGUGGUCUGGAUAAUUGAAGCCAAGGUUCUUUCCAAGUCGGAGUUGCAGUUUCUCGCCUUGCUUCCCACACUGCGGCCCAAAGUCAGGGUCAUUGCUGAAUGUGGUAACUGGAGAAAGUUUGUGUGGAAGCCACUCAAAGAAAUUGCGGGACUAACUACAAUUGAGGGAGCUGCAUGACAACACAAGCCAACAUAGAGGAAGUCAGAACACCUUUAUAUAUCCGCAUUCCAGUUUCACUCUCAUCUGACAAGCCCCUUAAGCUCUAUUCUUCUUGAACAAAAAUGUUGUAAAUCAAUCACAAAUUUCACCCAAACCGAUCUUGUAGAGUACAUUUUUGCAACAGCAGAGUCAAAACACAUCAAAAUUUGCUUGUUUGCUAAGAACGUCACUAUCUAUUCCAGGGGAAAAGAUUAAGAGAGAUGGUAAAAUUAGCAAACAUCA
This is a messenger RNA of Corylus avellana, 1148 nucleotides long. Its product is annotated as NAD(P)H-quinone oxidoreductase subunit N, chloroplastic. Gene Ontology annotation, molecular function: oxidoreductase activity, acting on NAD(P)H, quinone or similar compound as acceptor. The record is from RefSeq and is a predicted model, not a curated record. Gene Ontology annotation, cellular component: membrane. NCBI's taxonomy places the organism in Eukaryota, Viridiplantae, Streptophyta, Magnoliopsida, Fagales, Betulaceae.